This is a messenger RNA of Oncorhynchus gorbuscha (pink salmon), 1109 nucleotides long. Its product is annotated as zona pellucida-like domain-containing protein 1. The record is from RefSeq and is a predicted model, not a curated record. Bases 1 to 1062 code for a protein of 353 amino acids. The transcript is spliced from 9 exons. Lineage: Eukaryota; Metazoa; Chordata; Actinopteri; Salmoniformes; Salmonidae. Gene Ontology annotation, cellular component: cell surface.
AUGUGGUUGCCCCUGCUUGUGUGCCAGCUUCGCCUGAUUCUGCGGAGUGAGGCCCAGACACCCAGCACUUUUUGCAACAUGCACUCAACAUUCAGACCACCAGUGAACUCGGACAUCACAGUGACCUGUGGUACUGAGGUUAUGGAGUUGAGUAUCUUGUUAUGCCCAGUCUACUUUGGUGGAUACAACGAAACCCUGAUGGCCCUCAACGCACAGUUCAUCCUCCCCGGGUGCCAUGGAAUACCUGACUGGAACAUUGACCCACCAAUCCUGAAAUUCAAUCUGUCAAUAACUGCUGAUGCUGUGGCUGUCUGCUCCAACACAUUCAGGAUAACCAAUGAAGUUGGUACUGGGUUAUUUUCUGACUUCUCAAAUGUCCAGUUUGUUAAUAUAUCUGGCACCAUCAACUCGCUGGACCCCAGUGCAUCUAUUGUCACCUACCGCCGGCAGAUCAUCUACAUGUUCUCCUGUCGCUACCCUCUGCAGUAUCAGGUCAACAACAGUAAAGUCACAGUAUCGGGUGUGAGUCUUGCAGUGAGGGACAAUGAAGGCAGCUUUGUCAGUACACUGACCAUGUGGCUCUACAGUGACACUGACUACACUCAGCAACUCAUUGUCCCAGAGAAUGGAAUAAAUCUGAAGACCAGAAUCUUUGUGGCUGUGAAAGCCACCAGUCUAACAGAGAGGUUCCACGUUCUGCUUGACCGAUGCUAUGCAACAACAAGUCCCGUUCCCGACAACAGCACCUACUAUGACCUCUUUGUUGGGUGUACACGUGACAGAAAAACCAGGGUUGAGUUGAACGGAGCGUCUCAGAAUGCAUACUUCUCCUUUGAGGCCUUCCGUUUCAUUGAACACAAGAACAUGACCCUCUCCACUUUCUACCUGCACUGUGUCACCCGACUCUGUGAGGUGUCCUCCUGCUCGUCCUUACUGCCCAACUGUUCAGGUUCCUCCAGGAAAAAGAGAGAAGCCCAGGGAGGGUUGGCCAACGACCAGGCCACAGUCUCCUCUGGACUCAUCAAGACCAAAGUGGACGACGGUCUUCCAACAGCUUCAUAAUGUAAGAAAUUCUUCCAAGCUGCCCUUGAUAAUCACAGUCAUCAAAG